Entelurus aequoreus (snake pipefish) is the source of this 1661-nucleotide messenger RNA. RefSeq names its product leucine-rich repeat-containing protein 24-like. The transcript is spliced from 4 exons. Gene Ontology annotation, molecular function: cell-cell adhesion mediator activity. The coding region runs from base 924 to 1571 and encodes 215 amino acids. Gene Ontology annotation, cellular component: axon; plasma membrane. The record is from RefSeq and is a predicted model, not a curated record. Gene Ontology annotation, biological process: axon guidance; homophilic cell-cell adhesion; dendrite self-avoidance. Lineage: Eukaryota; Metazoa; Chordata; Actinopteri; Syngnathiformes; Syngnathidae.
AUAAAACUUAAAUAUCAAAAUCUGGAGGCACUUGAAGGCUACAUCGAAGAGUGCUACGACCGUCUAAGACGCCAACGUCUAAAAGAAGCCGCCCGGAGGACUCACCUGGCCAUGUGUCACCACCCGGUACAAACUUCACCGACAUCCUGGAUUCCAUCGACAAGAGGCUGACUUGUUUGGAUGGCCGCCUCGCACUUGUUGAGGUGCUCCACAAGGAAUUCCAAGCCAUCCGUGAGAGUUUGGAAUUCGGACAACAGCAGGUCAUGUCUCUCGCCAAGGAGAACGCCGCUCUUCGUGAGACUGUUAAAUCCCUCACCGACGGAGUGACGCAACUCAACCGGGACAACAGGAGCAUGAAGGAGACGAUGCUAGACCUCCAGGCGAGAAGCAUGAGGGACAAUCUGGUCUUCGCGGGGAUACCGGAAAAGACCGAGGAAGAUCCAGAGGAAACCAUCAAGUCCUUCAUGGAACAUCAGCUCAAGCUCCCAGCAGACACCAUCAGGAACAUCACCUUCCAUCGCGUCCACCGGCUUGGAGCCAAAAAGCCGGAGAACAGGAGGCCGAGACCCAUCAUAGCCAAAUUGGAACACUUCAAGCAGAAGGAGCGAGUGAGGAACCAGGGUAGAGAGCUGAAAGGAUCCAACUUCAGCAUCAACGACCAGUUUCCUAAGGAAAUUCUCGACCGGCGACGCCAUUUGUUUCCGCUUCGCAAGAAGUUUAUCACCGAAGGACGCCGUGCAGUCAUCGCGGUGGAUAAACUUUUCCUCAACGGCCAACUUUACCGUGAUCCGGAAGCCACGCCGUGGCUGUAUUAUUAGCGUCUGAAACACGACAACCUGUGGCACUGCGACUGCGCCCUCCACUGGUUGCGGAGCUGGAUCGACGAGGAAGGCCAGCGGCUGCUCAGCACGGCCGAACGUCGCAUGGCGUGCUCCGAGCCGCCACAUCUGUCCCACCUGAGCCUGGUGGAGGUGCCGCUCAACAGCCUGGUCUGCAUCCCCCCGCUGGUGCAGCUGGAUCCCAAGCGGCUGGCCGUGCAUCUGGGCGAGAGCCUGCGGGUGUCCUGCCACGCCUCCGGCUACCCACGGCCACAGGUGACGUGGAGGAAGGCGUCCCAGAGAAAGGUGGCGCCGUCUCCCAGAGGUCUGGUGCAAGAGCUGGGGGGCGGAGCCAGAAGCACGGGCAGAGCCGAGGAGCCCUCAGAGGGGAGCCGAGCGAGCGUGCAGAAAAGCGACGGCGAGCACUUUGACCCUGACACGGGCAGCGGCAUGCUGUUCCUGAGCAACGUCACCGUGGCCCACGCCGGCUUCUACGAGUGCGAGGCGUGGAACGCAGGGGGCGUGGCCAGGGUGACCUUCCAGCUGGCUAUCAACUCGUCCUCUUCCUCCUCCUCCAUCUGGGCCACCUGGUCGCAGGUGACCCCUCCCGACUCACCCAACUGGCCCCGCCUGAGGAGCCCCGGCCCCGCCUCCGACGGCCAUUGCGGCGGGCAUCUCGCUGCUGGCUCUGACGGCGCUGCUGCUGGUGGCCAUGAUCUACAGCCGCCAUCAGCAAGGAGACAAGGAGGCUGACAGCGCUGACCAGGAGGAGAGCAUCCUGUACGUCAACGACUACUCGGACUGCCCGACCACGUUCGCCCAGCUGGAGGAGUACCGCGACGA